CGAACUUAGAAUUUCCUCAACUUGGGUAUCUACACGUCUAGCUUCAUUUAUGUUGAUAUCUUUACUCGCGCGAACAUCACAGUUCAAGUCACGACCUUUGGUUGCUUGUCAAUCAUUUUUUGAAACGGUCGGUUGGGUGCUGCGGAUUGGUCAAUUUAAAAGCCAAUCAUACGAAUUUCCCGCAUAAAUGGCCAUAGUAUCCGGAUAUGACCUAAAGAUCGCAACAUGAAAUGCUGGGUCUUCUGAACAGGAGUAGGCGAUGGCUACCGGGCGUUCUCGCUGGCAUUGGCUUGGCAAUCCAUGUGGCACCGCUGUGCUAUGGCGACUGGGAAUUCAUCUACUCGUUUGACGAUGGCGCCAACUUUGUCGAGAAUCCCAUGAUCCAAGCGCUGACGCUGCCCAACAUCGUCGCCAUGGCAACGACGGUCAAGAUCAACGUGUACGAGCCCUUGUCGUGGCUGCUCAAAGCUUUCGUACAUGGACUUGUGGGGAUGCAAUCCAAGUACGUUCGUAUGGUGUCGGUACUUGUGCAUUGGACGGCAUGCGGGAUCUUGGGAUGUGCUACCCACCGGCUCCUCGCUCCGUCUUUUGCUGAUCGCGCGUCCGUCACCAUUGCGGCCAGCCUCUCCGCCGUCCUCUUUGCCAUCCAUCCGGUGCACAUCGAAGUCCUCAUGUGGCCAUCUGCCCAGCCAUAUCCAUUGGCCAUGCUAUUUACAUCCAUCAUGUUCCUCUCCCAUCUCCACAAGCCAUGGUCGAUGGUUGGCACUGUGGCGUAUAUGUGCGCCGUCCUGAGCAAAAGCAUCGCCCUCUUCACACCCGUGGGCCUCGUCCUACUUGAUGUCGUCCGAGGCCAUCUACAGCUUUGUCCUCCAAAGAAUCUCUUGCCGUACUUCCGCAAGAUGAGUGUAUGUUUGGUAUUGUCCAUGGCCUUAGUCGCCACGACCUACGUCGCAAACCAACGUGGUGCUGGAACUGACGUCGAUACCAUUUCGCUUACCAUUCCCCAGCGACUGGCAAAGGUAUUUAUCGUCACUGUGUGGCCUAUUCAAGCGUGGUUAUGGCCCGUGAACCUUCGGCCCCAUUAUCAAAUUCCCGAUCCGACAGCAUUAACCUUGCCCACGAACCCGAACGUUGUAUUCUCCGUGUUGAUUGUUCUCGUAACUUUGGUCGCAGGACUUACCACUGGCUUGGCAACAACCCCAGCUUCCAACUGGACCUUGCUGGCCUCUACCCUGUACAUGCUGACGAUGGUGGUGCCAGUAUCUGGGCUCGUUCAACACGGGAUGGUGUCUCUAACUGCAGAUCGAUAUUCAUACUUUGCCACGUUGGUGUUCAUACCACUGCAAGCCCUGCUGUUGCAUCGCGUUGGACAAAGAUGGGCUACGGUUGUGGCUUUGACUGUGUUUGGGUUGUGGGGUAGCCUCUCCACCAAUCAACUGCAAGCGUGGCGGUCCGAAGAGGCGCUGUGGCUCCAUAGUCUUAUACAAGACCCAUCCGACUGGAGAUUGUUGGACCAACUCGCCGAAUAUUACCUCCACCAUGGCCGCAAUGCCGAUGCGGUGCCGCUCAUGGUGGAAUCCAUUUGGUUUGGUCCUACAUUAGGAUUCAAAGCCACAUUGUUUCAAGCCAAGCAGCGCAUGUUUCUAAACCGCGUCACCGACGGGUGUUCCAUGUACUCUGCGCUAUCCAACGAGAUGCCUCCCCACCCAGCGGUGCUAAAUAACUUGGCCGUGUGCGCACUCUACCGAGGGGAGGUUGAUACUGCCAGGUUCCUAUGGGAAACUGCGGUAGCUCUGGAAAAGCUAGGACUUUCCACUUUGGAAACCACUGGCGAAAGCGACGUUGGGACUAUUAUUCCAGCGCACAAUUUGCACCAACUUGACGCGUUCGCGGCGGGUAUGCGUGGGUUCCAAGCUCAGUUGAUGUGGUAG
Molecule: messenger RNA, 1931 nt
Organism: Aphanomyces astaci
Lineage: Eukaryota; Oomycota; Saprolegniomycetes; Saprolegniales; Verrucalvaceae
Exons: 7
Coding region: 231-1931 (566 amino acids)
Biological process (GO): endoplasmic reticulum unfolded protein response; protein O-linked glycosylation via mannose
Cellular component (GO): endoplasmic reticulum
Molecular function (GO): protein binding; mannosyltransferase activity
Source: RefSeq, a predicted model, not a curated record